UGGUUACAAGGAGAGGAUAUGAAGCAAACAGAUAAUUAGAAAAAAAAACCAACACAUCAUUCUGGUCAUAGAGAUAAGGAAACAUAAAUGUAUAUAUCUAGCAGGCAAUAUAUACAAACUGUCUCCCCUUUUUCAAGUUCAUGCCAAGAGCAGGCGCAGGCACAUCAGCUGAGCGACUACAAAAGCCAUCACAUUUUUUGUGACUGCUGCCUGUGCAGGAGGUGGACUUCUUCACAAGAACUAAAAAUCCCUAGUGACUGUAAAGACGCUUCUUUGAUUCUCAGAAGGCUAAUAAUGUCCACGAAUCCUUGGCGCAGAUAUUUGUGGUUAUGGGUGAUAGUCGGGAUGAUUCUUGCGUCUUUUGUGAUCAUCCUCAUCUUCCUUCUCAUCAACAAGUGCAUCUCCAGAAAAGGCAAACACAGAAUCUCGCACCUUCAAAAAGGAUCCAACUACUCUGUGAAGAGCAACAAAUACCAGGAGAGAAUCUUUAACACCGCAACCCCACCUUUACCUCCUCGGACACAGUUUCUCACUGCAGAGGCCCAAAGCUACGAGAACCUGGCUGAGGUACCGGACCACGUGCAGACCACGCCCAACCACCGUCAGGACGUGGACGACCACAAGCAAGUCGUGGACGACCACGAGCAGGCCACGAACGACUACGAACAGCUGGCGAACGACUACGAGCAGCCGGUGAACGACUACGAGCAGCCGGCGAAUGACUACGUGCAGCCUGUGGACGACUACGAGCAGCCGGCGAACGACUACGUGCAGCCUGUGGACGACUACGAGCAGCCGGCGAACGACUACCUGGAGCCGGUGGACGACUACCUGGAGCCGGUGGACGACUACCUGGAGCCGGUGGACAACUAUGAGCAGCUGGCGAACGACUACGAGCAAAAUAUACCAGACUAUGUGAAAGUGGAGGAUGAGGAUAACAUUCUCCUUCCUCCCCCACCAUGCAACAAUCCAGAUGCAGACAACGCAUCCACUGAGGACUAUGACGACAUCGGAGGUGAAGAUGAAAUCCAGGAAGACGAGGAUUACGACGACGUGGAAUAAAACCACAAGAGAACAGAAGGAGGAGAUGAUUCUUUAUGACACUUUUGACUGUCUUCUGUAUCCUGCUGAGCAGAGAGACCAGGAAGACUUUAGGAGACUUUUGGAGAAAAGUUUGUAAAAAAUUUUUUCAUUUUAUUCAUAAAUAAGAAAAUAACAGCUGAUGUUAUGUGUAUGUUACCUGCACCAGCUUAGGGAGAAAACCACAAAACAACAGGACUGAUGAGGCAGAAAUCUGCUGAAAGUAUAAGUGGUUUCCAGCUACUGAAAGGUUUGAUUCUACUCAUAUAACCUUUAAACAACUUAUUUACUUACAGAUUACAUUUAGUCAAACUGGACAACAAACUAUUAGUUAUUUGACAAACGGUUUCACUAUUUGUUAACCAUUGACAACAUCUGUGACAAACUCAAAGGACAGCGAUGUUCCAUCAAAAUAAAGUUAUAUGUUUUUAUUCAACUUUUUAAAAUCUUUUCAAAACUUUGAAUUUGUAAAACCUGAUUUAAAGGAAUACUUGAUGUUUCAGAAAAUACGCUCAUUUGCUGACAAGACUGACUUUACUCUUUAAAACCGUGUGCCAGGAGGCAGGCACACAUUAGCUUAGCUUAGCAUAAACACUGAAAGCAGGGGAAUUGUUAGUCCGGCCUUAUCUCACACGUUAGGUCUUGUUUAUUUAAUCUGCACACAAAUUUAAAUGCAGAUUUUUUUUUAACUUUAAAAAUCAUAUUUUGGUAUAUAAUUUUAUAAAACUAUUUUAUAUAUAUUUUUCUUAUUGUCAUCAAUUCUCAUGAGUCACACGUAUUGUCUCUGUAUCUAAAGUCUGACAGCCUUUAUUCUUAUGUGUGGUGGAGCUCUGUUGUUAGCUAUUAAAAAGUGUGAAUCACAUUGUUGACACUUGGUGACAAGUUUCUUCUUCAUGAGUCACAUCAGCGCUGCAGUUUAUUUUUAAAUCCCUCACCACAGCAGCAAAUGAGUCGGUCCACAGCUGAAAACAAUCCCCCAAAAAACUGCACAGUUUACUCCUGUCUGCGAGAGAUUAUUUAGCCUUUUUUACAGAUGAAACUGUGAUGCAGUUUUAAAACUUGACAUGAGAAGCACAGACUGAGUGGGGAAGUCAGAUGUGCUGAGUGACAAACCGCUGCAUUCUUGGUUUCAGAUGUUUUAAUGACAUUUGUCGACAAUAAAAGAAAUAUAACAUUUAGCCUAGUCGUAUCAUACAUAUACUGUAUAUAUGUAUCUAUUAAGGUGUUCAAUGUGACCGUACAGAAGUGAAUACUACGUUUCUGAACAGAUGUUAUUUAAAUGAGCAUGAGCAUAUGCCCUGGUUUUGCAUGAUGGUGGAUGCCUCUUCUCCUGUCACCAACCUUCUGCAGUCUGCUUUCACUUUGUAUCUGAUCUCACUGGGCCUUACUUACAAUUCAUAUGCCAUCUCCUCCUGUGGAUUUGCUACCAGCGACUGAUUCUGCACCACUUUGCACAAAUGCAUCAGUUUUCUAUUGAGGGAAGCUUUUGUGACAGAUAUGCAGUCAGUUCCUUGGUGUAGCCCUGCUUUAAAAGGGAAGUUAUGGUUGUAAUUUAACAAGUCAUGGUGACUUAGCUUUGUGCCAUUCGCUGUUCUUUCAGAGAAGUUCACACCUGGAAAAAUGUCCUGUGGUGUGUCUUCUGAAUUUACAAUAAACAUAACAUGAAUUUUAAGAUUCCAAAUACUCGGAGGGACACUUUUCCACGGUUAAUUUUCUGAGUUCUCCUUUGGCUUGCUAUCGACUUUUCUCACUGCAGACGUUUCGUCCUGUCAUGGCGGAAGAAGCACAGGAAUGUUGUGGACAACAUUAUGCUGUGGUUUCAGGGCCCUUGUAUUGUGCAUGCUGGCUCAAUGUUACGACCUGCCAUGACUGAGUCAUUAAAAAGGAAAUCUGUUUCAGACACUUUCCUGCUUUAUCAUGACAAGAUGUGUGCUGGCCAAACGGUCUAUUUCAGCCUUUGCAAAGCAUCUUUGAAAGCCAGAAAGUCAUUUAAAAUAUCUAAGUGCUUAAAAAUAAUUUUGACAAUAUCAUCUUUGUUUUACAGUGAAUAAUAUACAGUAUGUUGUCCUCUUGGGUGUGAUUUGCCCCAUGUGAUUAUUUUUCUGGCUUGUUCUGUGGCUUAGCGGUUCCUGUGUCCCCGUAAGCCUUUCGUGUUAACAUAAUUGUGUAUUAAAGCGAUUAAAUUAUGCAAAAAGGUAUUUUUAUCUUAGGUUAACACAUGGAUCAUAAUGGAAUAAAACCAUCCCAUCAAAUACUAUAUGGACAAAACGAUUGGGACACCUGACCAUCACACCCACAGGGACUUUAAUGACGUCUCAUUGUAAACACACAGACAGCUCUGCAGCU
Molecule: messenger RNA, 3426 nt
Organism: Scatophagus argus
Lineage: Eukaryota; Metazoa; Chordata; Actinopteri; Scatophagidae
Exons: 5
Coding region: 88-1062 (324 amino acids)
Cellular component (GO): immunological synapse; tetraspanin-enriched microdomain; membrane
Source: RefSeq, a predicted model, not a curated record